AUGAACUUGAGUCCCGAAGAGUUCAACAAGUCAGUGGAGAACAUUCGCAAAGCACUCACACCUCAAAACGCCGACGUCACGGUUCUGCAUCAACGAAAUAGCCUGACGACAUCCUCCAAUGGGUCAACAUCGCAGUCCACGGAUUCCUCCUCUCCAUACGUGUACGGUCACGUGCUGAUACGGCGGAAGCCAGGGAAAGUAGAGGACAUGAUGGAGAUCCGUAUUUGUGUAGUGGGAAACGUCGACGCUGGCAAAAGCACGCUGUUGGGGGUGCUGACGAAGGACGUACUUGACGAUGGUCGUGGCAAAGCACGUGUGAACCUGUUUCGUCACAAGCACGAAAUCGAAUCUGGGCGGACGAGUUCGGUGGGCUUGGAGAUCAUGGGUUUCUCUUCCACUGGAGAGACUAUCACGCCGAGCUUACUGGGGAAAGCGAAGUUGACGUGGGACGACAUUUGCUCUACCGCGCCCAAGGUGCUUACGUUCCUCGACUUGGCUGGACACGAGAAGUACCUGAAAACGACCGUCUUCGGGAUGACGGGAUCUAGCCCGGACUUUGUGAUGCUCAUGAUUGGAAGUAACGCCGGCAUCAUUGGAAUGACGAAGGAGCAUCUUGGGUUGGCCUUGGCCCUCAACGUCCCGGUGUUCAUUGUCAUCACCAAAAUCGACAUGUGCCCGAAGAACGUACUGGAAGGGACUAUCAACCAAUUGACCAAGAUCUUGAAGAGCUCGGGAUGCCGAAAGAUUCCUAUCUUUUUGAACACCGUCGGCGAUGUUCUGGUUACCGCAGGCAACUUCGUCAGCGAGCGAGUGUGCCCUAUAUUUCAAGUUUCGAACGUGACAGGCGACGGAUUGGACCUUCUGAAACUCUUUCUCAACGUUCUGCACGCCAACAGCGCCGGACGCUACGAUUCGAAACAGCCCGUAGAGUUCGACAUCACGGACACUUUCAGUGUUCCCGGUGUCGGCACCGUCGUCAGCGGGACCAUUAUCACCGGAUCUGUGCAUGUUGGCGAUCAGUUGAUGUUGGGCCCGGACUCGAACGGGCACUUCGUCCCAACUAUGAUCAAGUCCAUCCAACGGAAACGAGUCAACGUUCCCAUCGCAUUGGCUGGCCAGAGUGCUAGCUUUGCGUUGAAGAAGGUUAAGCGCUCGAGCAUACGAAAGGGGAUGGUGAUGUUAAGUAAAACGGUGCACGCCAACGCGGUGUACGAAUUCGAGGCGGAGAUCUUGGUUCUCUAUCACAGCACCACUAUCUCUAAAAAGUACCAAGCUAUGCUUCACUGUGGACCGGUUCGGCAGACUGCCAAAAUAUUAACAAUGGACCAGCAAAUAUUACGAACCGGCGAUCGUGCUUUCGUGCGAUUCAGGUUCAUACAACACCCUGAGUACUUGAAGAUAGGAUCUCGGUUACUGUUCCGAGAGGGACGAACAAAGGGUGUUGGCAAAGUUACGCGCCUGUUCACCGAAAGCGAAGUCGCAGUGCAGCAUGCCCUUUCGAAAGGCGUCACUCACGACAAGCACAAAGGACAGGCUCCGGUUGCUCCUGGAGCAAUUACCUCCACGGCAACAAACCCUGAUGGUCGCAAGGCCCGACGGAAAUUCAACAACCGCACUGACCCCCCACCCCCCUACACUGAGAAAAGUUGA
Molecule: messenger RNA, 1650 nt
Organism: Fimicolochytrium jonesii
Lineage: Eukaryota; Fungi; Chytridiomycota; Chytridiomycetes; Spizellomycetales; Powellomycetaceae
Product: P-loop containing nucleoside triphosphate hydrolase protein
Exons: 7
Coding region: 1-1650 (549 amino acids)
Biological process (GO): translational elongation
Molecular function (GO): GTP binding; translation elongation factor activity; GTPase activity
Source: RefSeq, a predicted model, not a curated record